Acytostelium subglobosum LB1 is the source of this 1086-nucleotide messenger RNA. RefSeq lists its product as hypothetical. Gene Ontology annotation, cellular component: nuclear pore outer ring; Seh1-associated complex. NCBI's taxonomy places the organism in Eukaryota, Evosea, Eumycetozoa, Acytosteliales, Acytosteliaceae. The record is from RefSeq and is a predicted model, not a curated record. The annotation marks the transcript as partial. Gene Ontology annotation, molecular function: protein binding; structural molecule activity. Gene Ontology annotation, biological process: cellular response to amino acid starvation; positive regulation of TORC1 signaling. The transcript has 2 exons.
AUGAUGAAAGUGUUUCACAGAUUCUCAACACAACAUGAUGACUUGAUACAUGAUGUCAGCUAUGACUUUUAUGGAAAGAGAUUGGCAACAUGCUCAUCAGAUCAAAAGAUAAAGAUAUGGGACUUGAGUCCAGACACUGGAAAGUGGACAAUGUCAGCAGAGUGGAAGUCACAUUCAGGCAGCGUUUGGAAGGUGGCCUGGGCACAUCCCGAGUACGGCCAGGUGAUCGCCUCGUGCUCAUUCGACAGAACAGUGUGCAUUUGGGAGGAGGGCGAGGACGAGCAUCAGACCAAGCGCUGGCAGCUCAAGGCCACGCUGGUCGACUCGCGUGACUCGGUCACCGACAUCAAGUUUGCGCCCAAGGCAUUCGGUCUGCGUCUGGCCACCUGCUCCUCAGACGGCUACAUUCGAAUCUACGAAGCGCUCGACAUUAUGAACCUGUCUCAAUGGCCGCUGCUCGAGGAGUUUGAAUCACAAAAGGGCGCCUCCAACUGUAUCUCAUGGAACCCAAACUCGUUCGACAAGCAGAUGAUUGCGCUGGGCAGCAACGAUCAGUUCAUCAAGAUAUGGGAAUACAACGAAGCCAACAGGAAGUGGGUGCUGAUGGACACAAUGUACAGCACAAUGGCGCCCGCUCAAGCGACGACCGGCGGCACCUCCACCUCACUGGCCAACAGCUUCUCGAUUGGCGGCGCUGGCGGCCCUCUCGCACCCAGCUCGCUAGUGUCCACCUCUAGCAGCUCGAGCAGCGCACUGUCCGACCCCUCGGACACCAACCGCUCAAUCCACGACAUAUGCUGGGCACCCAACAUGGGUCGCACCUACCAUCUGAUCGCCACCGCCUCAAAGGAUCACAACGUGCGCAUAUGGAAGCUGACCAACAAUGAUAAGUUGCGGCUGGAUCUCAAGGAGGUGCUAUGCAACCCAUUCCACCGAUCCGAGGUGUGGCGCGUUGAAUGGAACAUCACCGGCACCAUACUGGCGUCGUCUGGCGACGAUGGUAACGUAGCGCUGUGGAAAUGUAACAUGAAUGGAGAGUGGAAGCACAUGUCAUCCAUCAGUGGCGAGGAAGAUGUCGACGAGAAG